Messenger RNA from Tyto alba (common barn owl), 470 nucleotides. RefSeq names its product uracil phosphoribosyltransferase homolog. Lineage: Eukaryota; Metazoa; Chordata; Aves; Strigiformes; Tytonidae. The record is from RefSeq and is a predicted model, not a curated record. The transcript is spliced from 4 exons. The coding region runs from base 60 to 470 and encodes 136 amino acids.
CAACAGGACUCAUCUACGAAGGAGUCAGAUUUGAGAAGGGAAACUGCGGGGUCAGCAUAAUGAGAAGCGGAGAGGCAAUGGAACAAGGUUUGCGAGACUGCUGCAGAUCAAUCCGCAUUGGAAAAAUCCUGAUCCAGAGCGAUGAGGAGACGCAGAGAGCCAAAGUGUACUACGCUAAAUUUCCACCAGACAUUUACAGGAGAAAAGUUCUUCUCAUGUACCCAAUACUAAGUACUGGUAACACUGUCAUUGAGGCUGUCAAAGUUCUUGUAGAACACGGCGUGCAACCAAGUGUCAUUAUCCUGCUAAGCCUGUUCUCCACACCGCAUGCUGCCAUCUUCCUCUCAAGAUCCCCCUCCAGAACACAUCUGGCCAGAAAUGAGGAGAUUAAUUCUGCUGCCACCUUUCAUCAAGCACAGCUUAAGGUCCACCACGAGAUUUACGCUAGAAACACAGGUUUGGAUCGAUAG